AUGGUCAAUGCCAGCAGCUUUGCGAUCACCAUCGAAGGCGGCGCGAGAUCCACUUUGAAGGGUUGCCUUCAGGUUCGCUGCAGGUGGGAAUGCCGUGGUUCCAUGGCCCGCGUGACGCAGAUCCAAGUCGGCACGGACGGCUUGGCUGUUGUGGUGGCGAAGAAUGGCAGAGCCCACGACUGCCUGACGUCCCCGGAAGUGGGCGGUCUUACCCUGGCCAUGCUGCACUGGAUGUUUACGAGCUGGAGCAACGCGCAGCUCCAGGACUUCGGCCUGGACCUUGCCUCGGUGAUCCCCGACGAUGACGGCGACGGCGUCAAGGAGUGGAGCGACUUGAACCGGAAUUGUCCGGAGGUGCCCAUCAACACUUACGGUCCUGGAUCCGACUCGGGCACCUACGACUUCUUCGGCGAGGCCACGUUGUGCAAGAGCUGCUUCAGCGGGACAGAAGGCUACGAAGCCGAAGGCUUCCCUUAUUGCCCGUCGGACAAGCACAAUGCCCUGGAACAACUCACGGCAGAUGGGGACAUUGCCGCCUACAUCCAGAGCCAGAGGCCCGUGAACUGCUACAUGCACUCGGAAUCCGACUAUCAGCUCUACCAGUGGCUCUCAGCGGAUACGGGUGGCAUCGCCUACUUCGGCUACGCGUAUUACGCUACAUUCGCAGGUCAGCUGACUGUGGCACGGAUCGCCAGUGAUGCCUACAAGGGGGUCAAGGACACGGCCGACGCGAAGGUCGAGCCUUCCACCUACACGAUUACGGACGGCUCCUACAGCGUCUACAAGCGCGAGUUAUUCAUGAAUGUGGACAACGAGGCCUGGGACAGGGUGCACCCGUACCUCAGCUAUGGCUUCAGCCCGGCGGGGCAGUCUCUGGUUGCGUCCGUGGGCUACGUCAGGGUGAAUGCGGCCUUGCUGGCCAAGAUGAAGAUCAGGAUCGAAGAGAGGGGAAACGAGGAGGCGGACUACGUGUCCGUCGCCCCAUCCAACUGCGCCAUUGGAACCGAGUUGAGCUCUGUCCCGUAUGUCAACCAGCUUCCCGGCACGCACGUAAUGGCACCAGGCCACAUGGACCCAAACAACGUCAGCUCAUGUCUAGUGCGUGUUCUCGGAACAGAAACGCAAAUACAUCAGAGACAUCCGCUGCCAAGGUUUGGGAACAACAAGAUCAACUACACCUGCGCCCGAUGCCAGCCGGGGACCUUCAAGUUCCUCGACACUCCCACGGCUUGCACGCGCUGCGAAGCCGGGCGCUUCUCGGACCAGGACGGCAGGGUCGGGGGAGACGGGGAAGAGGAAAAAGGCAACCCCCCCACCAAAUUCGCAGAGGUGGGCCAGAGCACCUGCGGGCUCUGCGACGUGGGCUACGAGGCCGUGAACGGCACGUCCUGCCGGGCCUGCGAGCCCGGGUUCUACAAGAGUGAGGCGGCUGCGGCCGCCUGCUCUCCCUGCGCCGCCGGCAGGUUCAACAACCAGUCCGCGCAGGCUGACUGCGGCUACUGCAGCCCCGGCUUCUUCGCUCCGGAGGGCUCCACGCGGUGCACGGCUUGCCCGCUGAACGAGAUCGCCGCGGUACCGGGCUCCGCAACCUGCAGCUACUGCGGCGAGGGCUUCACCACCACGCAGGUGGGCUCCACCUCCUGCCGCCGCUGCCGGGCUGGGUCCUACCGCUCCACCGAGCCACAGUGCGUUCAGUGCCCGGAGCCGAAGACCACCGCCUUCCAGGGCGCUGUGCUCCGGGGUGAUUGUGUCUGCCCGGCUGGGCAGUACCUGCGAGAUGGGCUGACAGGCGACAGCGUGGAGGCUAUGGCCAGCGGCAGUUGCACGGAAUGUGGUGAGGGACUGAACUGCCCUGUGGGCAGCGACCUCCGCAUUUACGCAGGCUUCUUGGCUGGACAGGAGCUGAUGCCGGAGGACCAGCGCUUCCCGCUGCUCGAAGAGGGCUACUUCGCCACCGCCCAGGAGCCGACGCAGGUGUACAAGUGCGGCUCUUCCUCUCAUUGCCCAGGUGGGUUGCCUGGCACGUGUGCCCCGGGCCGGAUCGGCAUCCCCUGCGGCCGCUGCCAGGCGGAUUCCGAGUCUCCCCAUGUGAAUCCACUUACCACUUACGAAGGCACUUCUGGUCUGUGCGAGGCCGGCAUGAAGUUUGAGAACGGCGCCUGCACGGAGUGCAAGAUGGACAGUGUCCCCUUCUUUGUUGGCGCCGUGGUCGCGGCCAUUGUUAUCCCGGUUUUCUACUACUUCAUGAACUCACCCGUGACCGCGAAGGCUUCCACAAUGCUGAGCACAACCAUGGCCUUCGGCAUGACCCUGACUCUGCUGCAGACGAUCGGGCUCGUCGGCUUGGUCUCGCUGAGCUGGCCAUCGUACCUGCAGCCGUUUCUCGACUUUGUGUCUAUCUUCAUGCUGGACCUCGAGUCCCUGAACUUCGACUGCGUGGGUGUGUCCUCGGCCAUGCGCUACGUGACCAGCGUGUUGUGCUGGCCGGCGGCCCUGACUUGGCUGGUCAUCUGCGGCCUCCUGUCCAAGCUUGGGCCGGCGAAGCUGCACUUCGUGAAGUCCAAGGCCCUCAGCACCCUGGGCCAGCUCUUCCAGAUCGGCUUCACGAUCAUCGCCAAGACUGCGCUGAUGCCGUUCAUGUGCUACUCGCAUCCCAACGGGAAAUCAUCCAGCGUCCUCCGAUUCAGUGACGUGAUGUGCUGGGAGGAGCAAACGGGGCACACCAUCAUGGUCAUCUUUGGCGUGAUGAUGACUGGGAUCAUGCUUAUCUACUGGGCGACCCUGCUGUGGUGCACGGUGCAAGCACCCAAGAGGUCGGCAAAAGCAGACUUCUUCUUCUUGCAAGCCACGCGUUUCUUGUUCUUCCGCUUCAGGACCGACUAUUGGUGGUACGGAACCUGGUUCAUCCUACGAGGUCCUCUCCUCUCCUUGCCGGUGGUGAUCUUUACGGACUUGCCUCAGGUUCAGCUCUUCAUCAUGACGGCCGUGUUGGAAACCUACAUGGUAGUGCAGCUCAUGACGUGGCCGUGGAAGACGCCCCUCAUCAACCUGGCGGAUGGUGCCAUGAGCAUGAUGAUGAUCCUGCUGCUCUCCAUCGGGGCCGCCUUUCUGGACGGGCGGAUUUCGAAGUGA
Molecule: messenger RNA, 3132 nt
Organism: Symbiodinium natans
Lineage: Eukaryota; Dinophyceae; Suessiales; Symbiodiniaceae
Source: the annotation of a GenBank genome assembly